AUGAAAGAUCGUAUCAAUCGACUUGAGGACUUAGUGCUGGGUCUAAUACAAAAGAGAUCACUUAAUCUCACUUGCAUGGGAAAUGUUCAUGCCCAAGCAAAGUCUCAAAAUGCUGUAGAGGGAGGUGAAAGAUCUGGACUGGCACCAAGUGACCAAGCAAAGGAAGAUGCUUCUUCUCAGUCCCCGCUUGACUAUCGCAGCAGCCGUAUUCGAGAUUGGGUAUUAUCCAACUCAACAGCGUAUACUGAAGUGCUGUUCUAA
Penicillium angulare is the source of this 261-nucleotide messenger RNA. RefSeq lists its product as uncharacterized. The transcript has a single exon. NCBI's taxonomy places the organism in Eukaryota, Fungi, Ascomycota, Eurotiomycetes, Eurotiales, Aspergillaceae. The record is from RefSeq and is a predicted model, not a curated record. The coding region runs from base 1 to 261 and encodes 86 amino acids.